Messenger RNA from Parnassius apollo (apollo), 561 nucleotides. Lineage: Eukaryota; Metazoa; Arthropoda; Insecta; Lepidoptera; Papilionidae. The record is from the annotation of a GenBank genome assembly.
UUGAGGAAGAAGAUGUUGAUACACAAUAUUAGCGAUAAUGUAAUCCUACCUUCUGAUACUGCCCAGGAGACCACACCAGUAUCUACUCCAGCUAGCACAGAAUCAGGAAAAGAAACUACAGACAUUUUUUCCGAUGGUCUAACUAUUGAUGAAACCUUGUUAUCAAAAAGUAUGGAUUACACAAUGACGGAAGUUGUCUCUAUUCAGGACAUGAGAGACAUCAUAGAACAGCUACGAAUGGACCUUGCCACAACACAAAAUGAACUUGAAAACAUUAUUCUAGACAAUAACGAAUUCCGUUCACAAGUGACCAAUCUUAUCAAAGAAAAUAACACAUUAAAGGCUUUUCUAUCCAAAACACCACCAAAGAAAAGUAAAUCAAAUUGUAGCACCAAAAAGAAAAUUAGAAGUUCCCCGCGAUAUUCAGAUGUAAAUAUAAUAGCCACACCGCCCAGGGCAUUCAGUGACAACAAGACAGAGGAAUUCUCUAACAGGAACAUCCUAACCCUCGAGCAGAAUCUUAAAGAUCUCGAGCUGCAACUGAAGUCAGUCCAAAAAUGA